Mobula hypostoma (lesser devil ray) is the source of this 3181-nucleotide messenger RNA. RefSeq names its product periphilin 1 (gene pphln1). Gene Ontology annotation, cellular component: nucleoplasm. Gene Ontology annotation, biological process: negative regulation of DNA-templated transcription; negative regulation of gene expression, epigenetic; protein localization to heterochromatin. The transcript is spliced from 10 exons. NCBI's taxonomy places the organism in Eukaryota, Metazoa, Chordata, Chondrichthyes, Myliobatiformes, Myliobatidae. The coding region runs from base 259 to 1626 and encodes 455 amino acids. The record is from RefSeq and is a predicted model, not a curated record.
CGCAUAGAAGAGGAUAUGUGGUCCGAGUCACGUUCACAGUAUGGUGGGUCCGAGUCGCGAUCACAUUAUGGUGAAAUUCAGCGAGGCCGUUUACAAUCUGGAAGACCACGCAGCGCAAUUUUGCAGGUGCUGAAAAGGUCUUGGCCUGAAACGCCAACAUUUAUUCCGCUCCAUAGAUGUUGCCUGACACGUUAAGUUCUUCCUGCAUCUUGUGAGAAAUCUGUUUCUGAUUGCUGACCAGUAACUGAGCAGGAAUUGAUGCAGCACCAUCCUCUGUGGAAUAGUUUGCCAGCAGAUUUCCACAGAACAGUGCAAAUAAUGCAGAGGAGGCCAGAUUAUGACCGAGGAGGAGGUGCCAUCAGCCGCGAUUAUAGUUGUUAUGCUCAUUCUGAAGAUUAUCGAGGAUAUUCUGAAGUUCGUGAAUUUGGACAUGGUCGAGUAUUUGGUCCGCCCCUCAAAACUGGCUCAUGGGGUGAUGAAAAUUCCAGAUGGCCCAGAGAUGAAUAUUCAGGAAGUAGGCAAGCUGAUUACAGGUAUAACUCAAGAAGAAACACCUACUAUUCCUCCCAAUUUGCAAGAGAGCGUUCACCUCAUAAAAGGGAAGUUUCUUUCUACAGAGAAGAAUCGCCUCAUAACCGCUCUGGAUCAAGCACGAGCAGCAGAAGCUAUUCCCCAGAAAAGGGCAAGCAGCCACCAUCCUACCAGUCCCAAUUCAGUAGAAUGAGAUCUCCAUCAGAGGAGCUGCGUAGCCCCGGGUCAUUGCACGAUCCAGACCCUCAUACUGCGGCAUCACCUGUUGCAGGCACCCAGGGGAGAAGGCACCGGAAGCGGUGUGAGAGAAAACAGAAGCGCGGUAAGCGCGCUGGAGUCCGUCUUAAGUUAAAGAUUGCUGCCCGCGGGCUGGCUGUCCCGUCAGUACCGCUCUCCAAUGAACACUCCUUGGAAAAUAAACAGCAAUUGACCCAGAGCGAGACGAUGAACUGCAGCACACAUAGUCGUACAGAAACUUGUCUCCAGAACAACAUCCCAGACACAGCCAUCCAGCUAGAGGGACUCGCCAAUUUUCGUGCGGAUAGGAAUACCGCAACGUCUGAUAAGGAAAGAUCUGUUUGUGCAUUGAUCCCUUCAAGAGAUGCAUCUCCAUCUAUUUCAAUACCACCAACCUCUUCAAAGAGUGCAAACUUUGAAAAAGGCAGCAAAACAUCUGAUAAUUUGAAUGAAGAGAUUGUGAAUGAAUGGAGUUCUGAACAGCAGCAGAUUCCUGAACUUGAAAUAACUGAGCACAAUAAGGGUGAUGCUGUUCAAAUGUUAUUGCCAGAAAACUUGGAUGAUCCAGAGAUGAGCACACCAGGACCCAUUGACAAUAUAGACCUGGGUCAAACAGAUCAUCGCACUAGAACAAUUGCUGAAAAAGCCAAGGAGAUUGAAGAGGUUUAUAGGCAAGAUUGUGAAACUUUUGGCAUGGUUGUUCAAAUGCUCAUUAACAAAGAUCCAUCAUUGGAAAACACAGUACAAUUUGCACUAAGAGAAAACUUGCGUGAGAUAGAAGAUCGUUGCACUGAGGAGCUCAAAAGGUUCAUCACCCAGUAUGAUUCUGCUCCUGGAGACAAUACAGCAAAUUUAUAAUUCCAAGACUUGGGUGCUUGAUAAAUCGCCUGCUUUUGUUCCAACGCCAUUUUAUACGAACUAUAAUCAACAAGCUUAUACUGGUGUACAUGGAGUCCAGUCCAUCUGUCAUUGAAUAUAUUGCAUUCCUUAAGCUGAAAUGCUAGAUAUGUUUAAUAAGUUUUAUGGGUGUUGAAACAAAUCUAUACUGACGUCAGUAAUAUGUUCCUUAUAUAAUUUUAUCAUAAUUGGAGUGUAUUUCUGAAAUCAAUAUGGGUUGGAUUCAAAAUAGAAUAUUUUGGUGUAUGUAAAACAUGUUAUAUAAUUCCAAUGGAAAAACAUAAAGGAAUAUCACAAGUUUGGUUUCUACAAUAGGAUCUCAUCGUUUAUGUAAUUUUGUCACUAGCACCUUAGUUUAGAUUAAUAAAAAAAAAGAUUUGACUUUAUUUAAAAGUUAGCAACUUUUUUGUUGUUUCUAUGGUUGUGUACUGAAAUGUAAAAAAGAGAGGAAAAAAUACGAGUUCUCCUGAUGACGUACAGUAUUGGAUAACACACUGCCCAGUUUACUUAUAAGCUGUAAAAGGCUGGAAGAACAGUGGAAAAAUUACAUUUGGCUUCGGUACCUUGAGCAACAGAGAAACAAACCAGGAUUCCCAGUUCUGAAUUUUCUGAAUUCCACUUACGAUCCAAUGUGUGUAAAUGCCUGAUAGAUCAGAUUAGAUCAAGGAUACAAGUGAUAUGUCACAUGUGCUAGCAGGGAAUGUACGUGAAGAAUGGACUCUGGUGCAGGGGGUAUGAGGGCAGUUGCUAUUGACAAAAAAGCACUGAGAGAAGUCACCAGUUAAGUGGAAAUAAGUCCACAAUAAGAAAGGCUUUGUAAGUUCAGGUCCUAGAAUAUUACUUUAAGUGAAUUUUUAUACUCAUGCUCACUAUUCCCAAUCUACUUAUAUUUUGGAUAUGUCUGCAUCAAUUAGAAAUAUGAUCAACAAACAGACAAGGUACUGGCCACAUUAUACCAAAUAAACAGUGUUAAGAGGGGAAGUGCACCAUUAGGGAUAAUCUAAUGCUGUACUAUGGAGAAAAUGUACAUAACUGAGAAGACAUUAGAAAUUGCAUCAAUCUACUGCAGCCUAAUAUUUUCAUUAGCAGUGUUAAGUUUGGAUUUCUGUGUAGUAAAUGCUUUUACUGAAAUUAAUGAAAUGGAUAUAUUAAAACAUUGAAGUAAAAUAGUUCUGGUUUUAUUUUUGAGAAGCGGUAAGAAGACUAAACUUGAUUCAGUGAUGACAUACAUUUCCUAACAAAUUAUUGUUAAAGCCAGAUCAUUCCUUCUGUUUACAUGCUGCAGGGAACAAAGCAUUGUAAAGCCGAUGUAAAGGUAUAUUCAUGUAGUUUAAUGGUGCAAAUUUUGUCUUUGAGCAAUUUAUGUCUGGAUCAAGUGUCUUUGUUGGAAUGAAAACCUGUUUUUCCCCAAAUGUAGAAAUCCUUUGCAAUAUGAACGUUAGCAGUCAUAGCUGAAGGAAUGACGUCCAGCACACAUUACAGACCAUAAUGUGGCAGAUGACAGGAUGGUUGAUAU